UGUAGAAAUAAAUAAAUGUGGAAAUAUAUAAAUGUGGAAAGAAAGAAAGAAAUACGUAAAUAAAUACAUAAAUGUAAAAACAAGUAAAAGGGGAAAUAAAUAAAUGUAUAAAUAAAAUAAAUGUGGAAAAAAAAGAAAGAAAUACAUAAAUAAGGAAAUACAAUUAUAAAUAAUUAUUUAUUUUUGCUUUUUUACUCUUCUUUGUAUAUUUAUUUAUAUAUUUAUUUUUGCUUUUUUUACAUUUCUUUAUUUAUUUCUAAUUAUGGCAGGAUUAGCAUUCCAUAGGGGGAGGGGGCUAGUAAUUAGAGUCUCUGGAUCGAGUUCACAGUAGGUGGCGGUAAUGCGCGAAAUUGGUGCGAUCCGUCAAAAAAAAAAAAAAAAGGAAGAAGAAGAAGAAGCAGCAUGGCGGAAAAGUGAAGUUAACUUUGCUGGGGAGCUUACGGUCGAAUGGACCUCACCGCAAUUUGUUAGCAACAAUAGCUAUUAUCACUUGUGCCUCGUAUAAACUCACAGCUGUCCCUUUAAAUGUUUUGCAUUUUUCAGCGUAUAUCUGAAACCUUUACUUAAGAGAAUGCGAAACGUAACGAACUCCUGUCAGCUACUAUAAAUGCAUUAUUUUGAGGGAGCCCGUCUUUAUUGUGUCAUUAAUAACUAGUUAAAAACUGUUUCUUUGUGUGUAAUCUGCAGUGGACCCAUGCUUCAGAGAUUAAGGAUAUGGUGGCACUUUUUAUGAUGGCCAGAACACUAGCACUGAGGCUGCAUUUCCUGAGCCAUUUGGAUGACCAGAUCCUUCCAUCACUGAAAGCAUUUGCUGGUAAGCGUCUGUCUUCUCCCUGUCUCCGAACCUCUACUGUCUGCUUUCCCACAUGUUCCAGCCUCAGUCCAAGGAGUGUAUGCACCACAGAACGAGGUCCAAUGUUCGUUGUUGCUGGAUCUGUUCGCCCUUACCAGGAGCUCCUCCCCAGUGGAAGUGGUCUGUCUUUGUUGCACCACCUGACUUCUGAUGAGGACCACACAUUUAUGAAACGACUCACCUCCUGUACUUCAUCUCAGCAAGUUCUUCGUCUCUUGCGAUCUUACCCUCUCCUCUCAGGUGCAGCAGCAGCAUCUAUACUUCACCGACUGGCAGACUUGGAGCAUGAUUCCGCACGUGGUCUUUGGAAACCACAGAUACUACUAUCAGAUGCAGGCCUUAAUAAACUUUGCCAAACACUAGAGAAUGAUUCAGCCAGAUUACAGGAUGAGGUAUUGGUUAGAGCUCUCCUGGGCUGUACACGUCUCUACCUUGACCCUCAGAGCCGCCUAGUGCUAAAGCUGAUGUUCGAAAGUCAAAAGAGACUGAAUUUGGAACGGCUCAGUGUUGAAGUGCUAUGUGGGUUAUCAAGGGCUUUAUUUGCAUUGGAAGGUCCUAACAGUUGCAUGAUAAAACAGGCUAUGAGUCAGCUCCAAAAUAAAGAUACAGCUCAAUGGAAUACAGCAGAGCUAGUUGCUGUUUACUCUAUGCUAGCAACUGGUUUGGGUGAAGAUGGAUGCUAUCUGGAGCUUCUAAAUGAAAUGAACGCUCAGGCACUUCAAUUAGUGCAACAAAUGGGCCCAGGGGCGAUUAGUGAAAUUCUAGGUGCUUUGUUCAAAUUGAGACAUACAGAAGCAUUACCACUUGUAAUUGCACUUUGCAAGCAAGCUGUCCAUCAUGUGCAAAACUUUGCAGAUCCAGAACUGAUUGUGGUGUUGUCAGCACUUAUGCACUAUGGACACAGUGACCACUUUCUUGUGGAAGCUCUUGAGCGCCAUGUGCCCAACAUUGCCUUUACUGCUCAUGCAGAAACCGUAACCAAGGUGAUGCAGUUUUUCCGGCGAUGGCGCAUUCUUUCUCCACCUGUUUUUAACACGGUGGCUGAGAGUUUUGUGUAUCGUGCAGAGGAGUACUCGACAUGGCAGGUGUCACAACAGAUAGCUGCACUGGGAGUUUUGGGAUACCUGCCACCUGAUGCUGGGAGAUUGUUCCGAAAGGUGGAGUCUGUUUUGCAUGCCCGGUUUUCCCAAUUUCAGCCCAGAGCCCUGCUCGACCUACUGUAUGCCUGUACCCUUCUACAGAGAUACCCACUUAACUUUGUCUCAAAAGUCUUCAGCCCUUACUUCAUGCAACAGCUACAGGGGGAGGAGAGCAGUGGGAUAGAUCACAGAGUGCUUGCACAGCUGACCCAACUUUACAUGACUGUAAAGCUUGAGUGUCCAUUUUAUGAUGGACCACGACUUUCGCCAAAGUUUCAAGUAAAGUCAUUUUUGGCUUCUGGACAGUCUUUGGAGACUCCAGUGGAACCUCAUUUCUACAAUGCUGUGAAGUCCGCCCUAGUGGAUCUGCUGGGAGCUCAAUCUUACUUUGCUUCCAGAGUACUUACACCAUAUUGUUAUACGCUAGACAUUGAGAUAAAACUAGAUGAAGAAGGGUACGUCUUGCCUGCUUCACAUACAGAUGAAGUCCAUAAAAGAAUUGCUCUCUGUAUUGAUGGGUCAAAGCGCUUUGCAGCAAAUGCAGAGAAACUACUAGGCAAGGAAGCCAUCAAGCAGCGUCACCUGAGGAUUCUGGGAUAUGAAGUUGUUCAGAAACUACAUAGACAAAAUGAGGACAAUUUACCCCAAUCAUCACCCUCCUUGAACAUCAGUUGUCCUCUGUGUGAAAAUAGUCACCGUUUAAUAGGGUUGAAAGAAAUAUGCAGAAGAAACCAAAGAAUGUUCAAGACCUGGAGGAAAAUCUUUUUAGGAUCCCUAUCAUUUUUUUUUAAUAAACAUUCUGCAGAUUUUGCAAGGUGUAACAUAAGGUGACAACUGUAUUUAAAGUAUUGUUAUUGUUUCAAUCCACAAGCUACAAAACAUUUCAAGCUCUGAAAAGGACACAUAGGUAGUGUAAAAUUUAUCCAUACAACUCCAGUGGUUUAAAUUUAAGUCUUCUGAAUUUUUAUCAACAUGAGGGUGAGGGUGAAGUAAAAUUGAAGUAAAAUUAAUUUUUGUUUUUGGGCUAACUAUUGCUUUAAACCCCAGUCUUGAAUGCAUGACAAUGUUUACAAUGUU
Onychostoma macrolepis is the source of this 3069-nucleotide messenger RNA. It is a transcript of the gene fastkd3, whose product is annotated as FAST kinase domains 3. Lineage: Eukaryota; Metazoa; Chordata; Actinopteri; Cypriniformes; Cyprinidae. The record is from RefSeq and is a predicted model, not a curated record. Gene Ontology annotation, cellular component: ribonucleoprotein granule; mitochondrial matrix. The transcript is spliced from 7 exons. Gene Ontology annotation, molecular function: RNA binding. Gene Ontology annotation, biological process: mitochondrial RNA processing; regulation of mitochondrial mRNA stability. Bases 715 to 2823 code for a protein of 702 amino acids.